Molecule: messenger RNA, 3330 nt
Organism: Cavenderia fasciculata
Lineage: Eukaryota; Evosea; Eumycetozoa; Acytosteliales; Cavenderiaceae
Gene: ap3d1
Product: delta adaptin
Exons: 2
Coding region: 1-3330 (1109 amino acids)
Biological process (GO): Golgi to vacuole transport; protein targeting to vacuole
Cellular component (GO): AP-3 adaptor complex; membrane coat; endosome membrane
Source: RefSeq, a predicted model, not a curated record
AUGUUUGAAAGAACAUUAGCCGACCUCGUCAGAGGUAUCAGAAACCACAAAAAGAAUGAAGACAAGUUCAUAUCACAAUGUAUUCAAGAGAUUAAAGAAGAACUCAGAGGCGAUAUGAGCAAGAAAGCAUUGGCUAUUCAAAAACUUACUUAUAUUACAAUGUUAGGAUAUGAUAUUAGUUGGGCAUCAUUUAAUAUUGUUGAAGUGAUGAGUAGUGCAAAGUUUUCAUCGAAGCGUAUUGGUUAUCUGGCUGCAUCACAAUCAUUCCACGAAGGUACUGAAGUGAUUACAUUGGCAACCAAUCAGAUUAGAAAGGAUUUCCUCUCCAACAACCAAUAUGAAGCUUAUUUAGCUUUGAAUUGUUUGUCCAAUAUUUGUACACCAGACUUGGCAAGAGACUUGGCCAACGACCUCAUCACAUUAUUGUCGACACAAAAGACACAUAUCCUCAAACGUACCAUUUUAGUCAUGUACAAGGUGUUUUUGCGUUACCCCGAAGCACUACGUCCAGCAUUCCCACGUCUCAAAGAGAAACUUGAAGACCCCGAACCCGCCGUUAUGAGCUGUGCAGUCAACGUCAUUUGCGAGUUGGCACGAAAGAACCCCAAAAACUACCUGACUUUGGCACCGGUUCUCUUCAAGAUCUUGACCAACAGCACCACCAACUACUGGAUGUACAUCAAGAUUGUCAAGUUGUUUGGCGCAUUGACUCCACUCGAACCACGUCUCGGCAAAAAGUUGAUCGACCCACUCACCAAUAUUAUCAACACCUCCUCGUCCAUGUCUCUCCUCUUUGAGUGUAUCCAAACAUGUAUUAUUGGUAUUCCAGACAACUUGCCAUUGAUGAAGCUGUGCAUUAGCAAGUUGCGUACGCUCAUUGAGCAUCCCGACCAGAACCUCAAGUAUUUGGGUCUGUUGGCACUCAACAAUAUCAUGAAGAUCUACCCCAAGGCUGUAAGCGAGCACCGCGAGGUUGUACUUGGGUGUUUGGACGACGAAGACAUUUCGAUUAGACAACGUGCACUCGAUCUGUUGUCGGGUAUGGUUACCAAGAAGAACUUGCCCGAUAUCGCUGCCAAGCUGUUACGUCAUAUCGAGACGGCCGAGGGUAGCUACCGCGACCGUAUCGUCGAAAAGAUCGUCGAGUUGUGUGCAUUGGGUACCUACCAAUACGUCACAGACUUUGAAUGGUACAUCAACACGUUGAUUCAACUGUCUGAAGUAUCCGAAACUGCUCACGGUCCAUUGAUUGCCAGUCAACUACUCGACGUAACUAUCCGUGUACGUGUAGUACGUAGCUAUGCUACCAAGCAGAUGAUCGCAUUGCUCAAGUCACCUAAACUAAUGGCCAACCCAAAGGAAGGUGGUAUCUGCGAGGUACUGUAUGCCGCUGCUUGGAUUGUCGGUGAGUUUGCUGCCUAUGUAAACAACCCAGUCGAGUCACUCGAGGCAUUCUUACAACCACGUGUGUCGGUUCUACCAGCACAUGUGCAGAGUGUCUACAUGCUCAAUGCACUCAAGGUGUUUGCACAUGCCUCUGCUGAAGCAGCUACCGGCGGCGAGCACGCUGGUGCCAUCACACAGGAAGAACGUGAUGAUCAGACAACUGUAGUCGAGUGCACACCCGUUGACGCAUCGACUGUCGAGGAGUGUCUUGCCAUCCUGCACGCACGUCUCCCUCUCUUUACCCAAUCGAUCCAUAUCGACGUGCAAGAGCGUGCCUGUCUCGUCAGCGAGAUUCUCAAGUUCUACGGUACCAUGCGCGACCAAGGAAACGACAUUGCCGGUGAGCUCGUCACACUCUUUACCGAAGCACUCAACCCAGUUGCCCCCAAAGCACAAAAGAAGGUGCCUGUACCCGAGGGACUCGACCUCGACGCCUGGAUCAACGACCCCAAGCUCCAAGUCGUCGACAGCGACACUGAAGACAGCGACAGCGACAUCUUUGGCAGUCGUGUCGAUGCUGGCAACAAUGGAACCAACGACUCGGGCGAUGAAAGCGAACGUUCAUUUGAUAUUAGUCGUGCCAAGGAGGAACGUAUCCAACGUAACGCCUCGAACCCAUACAUGUUGGGUGGUGGCAAGAAAACACAAAAGUCAAUCGUCGACGAGGAGAUGACUCAUAUCCCCGUUGCUGCUCUGCCCGCCAAUCUCGGCCCUGUCAUUGUUGGUGGCAAGAUGGACGCUAAAAAGAAGAAACCAAAGAAAUUCACAAUCGAUACAACCACUGAAAUGCCAGAGAAUGCACGUCCCGAUAGUGAUGAUGAAUCAUCCUCCUCCCUACACUCUAAGCGUAAACAAGAUGCACUCAGCUCCAUCAACAUUAAUGAGCCAUUGACAGCUAGCGAUGUCCUUCCAGUUGCUCGUCAUCGUAGUGAUAUUCAACGUGAAAAGGAAAUGGAACGUGAACGUGAAUUGGCUGCUCAACGUGCUGCCAAGCGCGGUGCCUCCUCCUCUGCCAAAUCACCACAAUCUCCAACCGCCUCAGUCUACACUGACAUUACUUCACCAGAAGUACAAGCCAAGGGUGGUAAAAAAUCAGCCAAAUCAAAAUCUGCUGCUGCUCCCGCUCCUGCUCCAGUCGUUGUUAAAAAGGCACCAGCAGUCUACCUUCCCAUCACAUUAGAGAAUUGUGAAUACUUUACUCUUUCAUUUGAAUUGACCAAGGUUGAUCAACCCCCUCAACCUGCCACUUCAACCACUUCUGCUACUGUCCCAAUUAAACUUUCAUUAAAAGUACAAAACAAGAGUGAUGAAGAUUUAUCUGAAGUAUUAUUUACAUUGGUUGAAUCACAAAAAGACAAGAUUACAGUAACUGGAAAGUCAUCGGCAUUUGAUAUUGGUGUACUUGAAGCUGGUAGCAACACUACCAUCUCACAAACAUUUAACCUCGCCACCAAUACCAUUAUCCCUCAAUUGACACUUAAAUUGACUGGCACUUCAAGUGAAUCGAUCGAUAUUGACAUUGAUAUUCCUAUCCCCAUGUCAUUCUUUAUCGUCAAGACCAAGAUCUCCAAGGACAAGUUUGCAGAAAUUCUCCAAAAAUCAGCUUCUAUGGCAUCGGCCUCUGUCAAGGUGCCAUCCAUCACCAUCCAAAAGGCUAUUGAAAUCCUUGCCGAUCAAUUAAACAUUGAAGUUGUCCAAUGUCAUCCAUCAGGCUCCACCGCUUCAUUCUAUGCCAGAACCAACCAAAAUCAACAUAUUGCAAUGUUGGCAAAGGAUCGUGAUGGCGUCACUUCUUUUGAUAUUAAAUCAUCUGAUUCUUCUUUGGCUCAAUUAUUAGUUAAACAACUUUCAACUUUAUUUUUAAAACAACAACAAUUAAAUUAA